Molecule: messenger RNA, 3879 nt
Organism: Strongylocentrotus purpuratus (purple sea urchin)
Lineage: Eukaryota; Metazoa; Echinodermata; Echinoidea; Camarodonta; Strongylocentrotidae
Product: sorting nexin-25
Exons: 23
Coding region: 359-3481 (1040 amino acids)
Cellular component (GO): intracellular membrane-bounded organelle; early endosome membrane
Molecular function (GO): phosphatidylinositol binding
Source: RefSeq, a predicted model, not a curated record
UUGCAGUAUGGAAAAUGCUGCUGUGCUGUGAUGAUGUGAUCUUCAUUUAUUCUUCUAUUUUGGUAUGCAGCUAGAAUCACAAGCAUACAUGGAAUGCUAACUAUAAUUGUAAAAGUCUGGAAUAAAGCAGUAGAAAGAGCUAGAGCCUGACUCUAGCUAGAGUAGAGGUCGAGGCGCUAGGUCGAUUUAGGAGACUCUCGAUAGCCCUGCGCCUCUCCCGUGUUGGACUUGGAGAUUUAGCUUACAAAAGAACAGAAACUUCAAAGUUACAGGACCAACAGCAAGGCCAUUUUCUCUACCAGUACCAAUUGUUUUGCUUCUCUCAGCUUUAUAGGGUGGACAAUUUGUUUGUACAACCAUGAUCUUCAUUGGGAGGUUCCUCAAUAUCUACACUGUUGCCGGACUCGGAGUCUUCCUCGCGGCCUCGUGUCGACUCGGGCUAGUGAGCUCUUCUUCACCAUGGCUCUAUCUUGGACUAGGACUUGUGGGCUUCAUUCUGGGCUGCUCCCUGGUCCUGUUCUCUGGGAAGAUCAAGAAGCCCCCGAUUACCCAUCAGCCCCCUCCGACCUUCCAGACGUUGGUUACCAAGAUUAUGGAGUUGAAAGGUCGCAGGAGAAGACCAGGAAGACGGGUCGUCAUAUCACGAAACAUUGACAAUGCCAUCAGAGAACUAUUUCAUCUGGCGGUCAGGGACUAUGUGAUGUUCUGGUACAAUACUCUUGGACAAGAUGGUGCUACUUUUACUGAUGCUUUAGAAAAUGAUAUGUGGGAGGUGGUCCAUAAUAUGGCAAUGAGACUAAAAAGAAUUGACAUGGUGCGCUUCCUGUCCAGUGAUGUUGUGUACAAGCUUUGUGAUCACUUCCAGAAGCUGAGGGAAACCAGUGUAAGGGAAGGGGAAGAGCCCAAGAUCUUCUACCUGCACCCAUCCCUAGCCAGCGAGGAGGCGGAGACGCAGUUCUUCCGGGAGGCGGUGGAGGUGCUCCUGGUCCUCCUUCUUCCGGAGAGGCUGGCAGGGUGUGAGACGGCGCGACAGCUCCUCAGAGAGAUCUUCACCUGCCAAGUGUUGAAGCCUGCCGUGGACAUGCUGUGCAGUCCACACUUCAUCAACACCACAUUCCUCAUGCACCUGGAGAGGACCGAGAAGCUGGUGGAGAAGAGCAAGCGAAACUACGCCUACGCCGCGACCUACGAAGAGUUCAUCAAACUCAUCAACUCGACGAGCGAUGUCGAUGAACUCUUGCAGAUCAGAUACCAUAUUUUAACUGAGAUCAUGCAUGCUACGGUCAUAGAGGACCUCAAGAAAACGAGAGGCGAACUGGAAGGGGAGAAGGGACGAACAAAAGGGAACAAGAAAGGGGAUCUACUGCAGGGCAGGAAUCUCAAGCGAUACAUCAAUCAGAACAAUGUUGCUAAGGCCCUGUGUGAGAAGCGCUUGAAACUUCUUGGAGGACCUCACUACCAGUCCUACUGCAAGGGAUCAGGGUCAGCAGGGGGCCAGGAAGAAGCCUACCAGACCCAACGGCUCAUGUCUCUGGAUGAGAUCCUCGGGGAUGGAAAGAAGAGGGACUGCUUUCUGGCUUUCCUCAAGCAGGAAGGAAAAGAAGACCUCUUGAAUUUCUGGCAAGCUGUGGAGAGUUUGAAAAGCAGUAAAAAGCCUCGUGACCAGCACAUGAACGCCACGACUGUGUACCGUACCUUUGUUGGUACUAGCAGUGUAGUCAAGGUGGAGAGGCAGCUCAUACGAGGCAUGGAAGCCUUCCUGGUUGGCAAUGCAGGACCCAAUGCUUUCUACGAUGCCCAGCACAAGAUCUAUCAACUUUUGGAUCAGGAACACUACCCUACCUUCCUCGUGAGUGAGCACUACGCCAAGCUCUGCGACGAACUUGCUCCAAAGACGGAAUCAGAGGACUUCUCAUCCUCAGUCAGAGAUGAGCUGCAAAGCAGCUUCAGAGAGGAUUCCUCCAACUCGAGCCACGAGACUUCGGAGUCCUCGGAGAGUCUGGUUGACCAGAGGAACACGGUGGAGAGCACUCUGCAGAGGAUAGAGGAGAAGCUAAGCAACAAGUCACAGGCGCUCUCUAAUCUCAAGAGCACGCAUGGGGUCGAUUCUAAGAUGGAGCAACUGUUGGAGAUCGAAAUAGAGAAAUUGAAACUGCAGAAGAAACGGGUGGAGCUUUACAUCGAGCAGACGGACCUCUGGACAGAACAUAUUGAUAAGUGGAGGGUGGACGUCUGCGUCCCAGAUAUCCAGGAUAUAUCUGAUGGAAAAUCCGAGAUUUAUUUUCUGAUCGUUGUGCAUCCCACCGAUCCGAGAAUCCCCACAUCUGGCUGGGUGGUAUCAAGAAGGCUGGGAGAGUUUCACGAUCUUCAGAACAGACUCAAAGAGUGCAGUCACUGGUUAGCUAAGGUCAAGCUACCACAGAAUAAUAAGAAGCUAUUCAACAGGGAAACCAUGAACGAGUUCUUGGAGAGAUCAAAAAACGAGCUCCAAAAACAUCUGACUGCUAUACUAGGAGAUGCUACCUUGAGACACAGUGAAGCGCUCUACUCGUUCCUCAUCCCCAAACCAAACAUCUUGAUCGAUGCGCCUGUCCAAGAGGUAAAGAAAGGUGGAUUCUCAUUGGCCAGUAUCUUCAAGAUAUCCCAAACGGAAGAUGAUAGAUCUAAUCUAGGAGAUAGUGAUGCUGAAGAGGAGACCGCUCAAGACAGGAAAGAUUCCAUUGCAGAGCCUUUCUACAGCUUGAUCAGUGAGAUCUUUGAGCUCCACGGGAUGUUCCGAUGGCUGAGACGGACCCUCAUCGUCUUCGUUCAGGCCACCUUUGGAAGAUCCAUCAACAAGCAGCUGAGGGAUACGGUAGACUGGCUGACAUCGGAGUCCAUGAUCCUCUUCUACAUCAGGUACUUCAAGGAUUCCAUGUGGCCCGAGGGGGUGCUGGCCCCGCCCCAGCAACCCCCGAGUCUGGAGGAGCAGAGGGCUACGCAGAAGGAGGCCAGGGAAAAAUUCCUGCAGAAUCUGCCAGAUUUUCUUCAGAAUCUCCUCGGGAAGCGGAACAGUCGUCUGGGAGCCAUCAAGAUCUUUGAAGCCCUUCAGGACACCAGGACCACCAAGCACAUCUUUUAUAAUGUACUGGAGCUGGCUCUCCUGGAGAUCUGCCCAGAGCUCAAGGAUCCUAAGCUCCUUGAGCAGCUGGAGGAGGAGGAGGGCAGGAUGGCUCCAGGUGGAGCAACACAGGAGGAUCCAAAAGGAGGAGCCAGGAGCCAUCAAGGAGAUCCCACAAGAGAGGGUGUGCCCCUGGCUGGAGACGAUGGCGGUCUCCCAGCAGGAUCUGAAGGGGUGCAAGGAGCAGAAGGUGGAGCCGAGAAGGAGACGGGCGGAGCCAGGAGAGUCGAGGGAGUCAGAGAGGGAGACCAAGGGGACCAGGUGGUGAGGCAGAGGAGAGGUACUGUGGAGGGCAAAGAAAAGAGUGAUGGAGAAGACUGAAUGAUGAUUGAUAUGCAACUCCUUCUAAAAUGUGAUGUAUCCCUUUAACAUGGUGUUUUACUUUUGGGCCCUGUCUUACAAUGACGUACGAUUGAUCGAAAUCAAUCGCAAGUUUGUAAUCUCCUAUCUCUUAUGUACAUAGUAAAUUGCGAUUAAUAUCAACUCUUUGUAAGACAGGGCACUCGUAACUUAUUUUGAAGGUCUUCAAUAACUUUGCAUUGUUCAGUUACGAUACACUUGGCUGUUUCUAAUGUAAUUCAAUUCCUAAGGUGCACAUGGUAUGUAUAGUGAUGUCUAUAUUUUUGAUCAGUUUCUUCUUUCAUUAAGAGUUGUCCAUGGACAUUACAUUUGAUAAUGGUUUCCACAGCAUGGCUGUUGAUAGAUACAUUAUGUGCUGC